CAUCUGAGGCAGAGUGGGGGUAGUCGGCUAAGCUGCUUACAGCCCGGCCCGCAGGCCCACGGUUGAACUGAUGCGAAGAAUGGCCGAGCUCAUCAGCGCAGCGAAACAUGGCGUGUAAGGAGAGGCGUUGUUCGGUACUGCUGUCAUCAACAUAACUGGAUCGGACCACCUGAAGGAAUGUUCACCCUUACAGAAGUAGCCUCCCUGAACGACAUCCAGCCAACUUAUCGAAUACUAAAACCAUGGUGGGAUGUCUUCAUGGAUUAUCUUGGUAUUGUCAUGCUGAUGUUGGCCAUAUUUUCUGGAACCAUGCAGUUAACUAAAGACCAAGUUGUUUGUCUACCCAUUCUGGAACAAACUCCAGAGGGGGCUGGCGGUUUCUUGGGCCCCCAACCACCAGAGACAGCUGAUGGUUUCUGGAACAAAGAAAGCGCCAUCGGGGAACAAGCUGCUCCUCUAAUGGCUAAAAGGCCUCCUGAUAGCAUUGCACCUACAAUUCACCUUACACAGCCGGCUACUUUUGGGCAGCACCAGCCCACAGGUGUCAGAACCAAGUUGGAUUUUCAGCAGUAUGUUUUUGUCAACCAAAUGUGCUACCAUGUUGCACUUCCUUGGUAUUCCAAAUAUUUCCCGUACCUCGCUCUAAUCCACACAAUUGUAUUAAUGGUCAGUAGCAACUUCUGGUUCAAGUACCCAAAGACAAGUUCCAAAAUAGAACAUUUUGUUUCCAUACUUGGAAAAUGUUUUGAAUCACCUUGGACUACUAAAGCACUGUCCGAGACUGCUUGUGAGGACUCGGAGGAGAACAAGCAGAGACUGGCUGGUGCCUCCUCCCUCCUGAAACAUCUUUCCACAAGCAGUGAGGAAGGGAGUCCAAAUCAGUCUGCCCCAGUGCUGACUAAAUCUGGGGUCACAUUUUCUGCUGAAAAGCUGGUGAGUGAAGUUCCCUCUAUGACCAUACUGGACAAGAAAGAUGGAGAGCAAGCAAAGGCCCUGUUUGAAAAAGUGCGUAAGUUCCGUGCCCAUGUGGAAGACAGUGACUUGAUUUACAGGCUCUAUGCCAUUCAGACAGUCAUCAAAACAGUCAAAUUCAUUUUGAUCCUUUGCUACACAAUGACAUUUGUUGCCUCUAUAGAUUUUGACCAUGUGUGUGAGCCGGAAAUAAAGCAUUUGACUGGAUAUGCUAAGUUCCAUUGCACACAUAACAUGGCUUUCAUGUUAAAGAAGCUCCUUGUCAGUUAUAUUGCUAUCAUAUGUGUUUAUGGCAUUAUCUGUAUAUACACACUGUUCUGGCUUUUUCGGCGACCACUGAAGGAGUAUUCCUUUGAAAAAGUCAGGGAGGAGAGCAGCUUCAGUGACAUUCCUGAUGUCAAGAAUGACUUUGCGUUCCUCCUCCACAUGGUUGAUCAGUAUGACCAGCUAUAUUCGAAGCGUUUUGGGGUUUUUCUCUCAGAGGUGAGUGAAAACAAACUUCGAGAGAUCAGCCUGAACCACGAGUGGACCUUUGAGAAGUUACGUCAGCAUGUUACCCGCAAUUCUCAAGAUAAGCUGGAACUUCAUCUUUUUAUGCUAUCCGGAGUGCCGGAUGCUGUGUUCGAUCUCACCGAUUUGGAAAUCCUUAAACUAGAAUUAAUCCCGGAGGCCAGGAUAACAGCUAAAAUCUCACAAAUGGUAAACCUCCAGGAGCUUCACUUCUAUCACUGUCCGGCCAAAGUUGAGCAGACUGCUUUCAUUUUUCUUCGCGAUCACCUCCGGUGCCUUCAUGUCAAAUUCACAGAUGUCGCUGAGAUUCCUAGUUGGGUAUACUUGUUGAAGAAUUUAAGGGAACUGUACUUGGUUGGUAACCUGAACUCUGAAAACAAUAAAAUGAUCGGACUGGAGUCUCUCCGAGACCUCAGGCACUUAAAGAUUCUGCAUCUCAAAAGCAACCUCACAAAGAUCCCGACGAACAUAACAGAUCUGUCCCCACAUCUGACCGAGUUGGUCAUUCAUAAUGAUGGUACAAAGCUCUUAGUGCUUAAUAGUUUGAAGAAAAUGAUGAAUCUCGCAGAGUUGGAGCUUCAUAAUUGUGAGCUGGAGCGAAUCCCUCAUGCUAUCUUCAGUUUGAACAACCUUCAAGAGCUUGAUCUAAAAUCCAACAACAUUCGUACCAUUGAGGAGGUCAUCAGCUUUCAGCACCUCAAGAGACUGACAUGCCUCAAACUUUGGCACAAUAAGAUCAUCAAUAUUCCAUUGUCAAUUAGCCACGUCAAAAACCUUGAGUCGCUCUAUCUCUCGCACAACAAGCUUGAAUCUCUACCCUCUUCAUUAUUCACCCUCCUCAAGUUGAGGUACCUCGAUGUUAGCCAUAACUCCAUAGUGGUAAUACCACCGGAGGUUGGCUUUCUGCAGAACCUCCAACAUUUUGCCAUUACAGGCAACAAAGUUGAGGUAGUCCCCAAGCAGCUGUUCAAAUGCACCAAACUGAGGACCUUAUGUCUCGGCCACAACUGUAUCUCCUCAAUUCCUGAGAAAAUUGGCCAACUCUCACAGCUGGCACAUCUGGAACUGAAGGGAAAUUGUUUGGAUCGACUGCCAGCUCAGCUUGGUCAGUGCUGCCUCCUCCGCAGGAGCUGUCUGAUUGUGGAGGAUCACCUCUUCGACUCACUCCCCAUGGAGGUCAAAGAGAGCAUCAAUCAGGAAUCUAGUGUCUCUUUUACAAAUGGGUGUAAGUGUCUCAGUGAUGGGCGGUAGGCACAUCCUACAUUGCAUCAAAUGUUGGGCAUUUCAACUUAGUCUUUUCAGUCAUGCUGUUAGAAACAGUAGUUCAGUGUACAGUAUUGGUACACUUCAUGAUGUUUUCAACUUACAUAGUGAACAUACCACAGCACAUACAAGGUCGGUACCACUGGAGAAAUUUUAGAUGAACUGUAGAAAAGAUCAUGGCUUGUGUCAUGUAUAUAUAUUUAUUUUCAUUUUGUGUUCAGUUAAUGUAGGAGCACAAUAGCAGUUAAAUAACUCAGCUUAUAUUUUUUACCUUUGUAUGCAAAAUAUCUAUAGUGGAUGUACAGAUAUUUGUAUAAUUUUCCCCUUUUUUAAUCUGUGAUUUCAUUAGGUUUCUUCAGAUUAACAAGAUACACUUGACGAACCUCAAUUUAAAGGGUUAGUUCACUUAAAUUACAAAAAAGUAGCAAUGCAACUAACUUAGACUUUAUUGGCCCAUAUUUUGUCUCCGAGUUUUCUGCCUCAGUGAUUACAACAAUAAAAUAUUAUAUUUUAAAAAAAAAAAACCAACAGCAAAAGUUCUUUCCAGAAAUAGUGCUCACAUUUCCCUGGAUAAGACCUUAUUCUUCACAGUUUUUAUUACAGCUACUUUACAUCGCAGAAAUAUUGUCUUAUAAUGAAGUAUGGGGAUUAUCCAGAGCACCCUGGAUAUAGUUCACAGAAAAAAAUACUUCUAUUAAAAUGUGAACGUUGUGAGCAAAGAGAGAGAUAUCUCAUCACUUGGACAAAUAAAUACAAAAGUACCUGCAUGGCUACAUGCCACUGUAAUUUGGGUGAAUAGACCCUUUAAAAAGCAUUCAUGUGUAUGUGCAUGUGUACAACCACUACAGUAUGCUGUAGACCACAUACAAAUUUAAGAAUUGUGUAGUUCAGUGGUUCCCAACUGAUCUAGCUUCAGGGUCCAAGACAGACAUCAGAUCACACAUAGACCAACUUAACACUGAUUCAGUGAAUGUCCAUCCAUCCAUUCUGCAUAUCUUCUUGCUGUGAGGGGACAUUGUUAACCACCGUGCUACCCAUAAUUCUAUUUCACAAAAAUAGCAACUAAAAUAUCUUAAGUACAACUGCUUGAAGCCAAAAAAAAAAGAAAAAAAAUUGAAGUUUUGCAGUAAGAAGACUUUAAACAAUUAUUAAAAAACAUUAAAAUCAUUUCAGUAGCAGUUACAACUAUUUCAGGCUUAUAAGGGAACUGCAACUAUUUUUACAUCAUAACAUAUAAACAGGCCUGAUAAAAAGAACAGGGCGAUACAACAGCUGCAGUGCAGAAAAUGAUAAAGAGAAAAAAAGUUUUUUUCAAACUAGGUUUCAACCCAGACUAGUACUUCAGUGCAUAUAAUGUUUUUAUUCCCUUUUAUUGUUCAGUGGAAGUAAACUUAAGUUGAAUGUAUUUUUAGCCAUGUUGGUGUUGUGGAACAGGUACGUUUUUCUCGGUCUCUGCUAUGAACAGCAGAGCGACCGCUACAGUCCGACACACAGGGUCUAAAAGUGAAAAGCAGGACCACCAGUUGGGAAACACUGAUAUACAGUAGAUGUAACCUAGUAUUAUUACAACCUUAUGCAUUCCAAUUUGAAUACGCUUGUAACAUUUUCAUGUUACACACUAAAAUGAUAAAAGUUCCCAUCUGAUCCUUUUCUCUACUCCUUGAAUAUCUGUCAAUCAUGCCAUUAUUUUUGAUUUAUUUUUUUAAAAACGGAGUAGACGGUAAAUUUUCUUUCUUUCUUGUGUACAGUCAACUCAUGAUGAUGCUUCUCGUAAUUGUCACUUUUGCUCUCCUGUUUUAUUGUGUUUGAUUUUUGUAAACAAUAUAUUUAUGUAUUUCGUGUGUUCUUUGUAUGUAUUCAUUAUCUCAUUGUCUUUUAUCUGUUCUACCCUCUGCACAUCAUUUUGUAAACCUGGUUUUAAA
Molecule: messenger RNA, 4667 nt
Organism: Xiphias gladius (swordfish)
Lineage: Eukaryota; Metazoa; Chordata; Actinopteri; Istiophoriformes; Xiphiidae
Gene: lrrc8db
Product: leucine rich repeat containing 8 VRAC subunit Db
Exons: 2
Coding region: 178-2733 (851 amino acids)
Molecular function (GO): protein binding
Source: RefSeq, a predicted model, not a curated record